UUUGGAAAAAAGAAUAGCACAACAUGGAUGCAGAGGGGGGGUCCUCCGGUUUGGCCAAAUCAGCCGCCGUCAAACUAUCCGAGAUGGGCGAAAGAACCAAACAGCUUGGCACCGCGAUGCGGGACCCGCACCAACAGAGACGGAUCAUACUGGUGAUCGUGUGCGUGGCUCUCCUGCUGGACAACAUGCUCUACAUGGUCAUCGUGCCAAUUAUCCCGGACUAUCUCGCCGAUCUGGAGAUGGAGCAGUCAGAGCGCACGAGCCAGUCCAACGCUUCAGCCAACAGCAGCCAAAGCAAAAGCAACCAGGACAACUUAGACGUGCAGAUCGGAGUUCUUUUCGCCUCUAAAGCCAUCCUGCAGCUUCUGGUCAACCCUUUGUCGGGGACUUUCAUAGAUCGGGUCGGAUAUGACAUCCCGCUUCUGAUCGGACUCACUGUCAUGUUCGUUUCCACCUGCAUUUUUGCUUUCGGUGAGAAUUACGCCACACUCUUCAUGGCCAGAAGUCUACAGGGUCUGGGUUCCGCUUUCGCAGACACCUCAGGGAUCGCGAUGAUCGCUGACAAGUACACGGAGGAGACCGAAAGGAGCAGGGCGCUGGGCAUCGCGCUGGCCUUCAUCUCUUUUGGGAGUCUGGUCGCGCCUCCCUUCGGGGGUGUCCUGUACGAGUUCGCGGGCAAGCGGGUGCCCUUCAUCGUGCUUGCCUGUAUCUGCCUGGCUGACGGCUUCCUGCUGCUGACUGUUAUCAAGCCGUUCUCCAAUAGGACUCGAGAGAACAUGCCGGUCGGAACCCCAAUUUAUAAACUGAUGAUCGACCCGUACAUCGCGGUGGUGGCCGGCGCACUGACCGUGUGCAACAUCCCGCUGGCCUUUCUGGAGCCCACAAUAGCCAACUGGAUGGAGACCACCAUGCAUUCCUCACAGUGGGAAAUGGGACUCACGUGGCUUCCGGCCUUCUUCCCGCACGUGCUCGGCGUGUACAUCACAGUGAAACUGGCGGCGCAGCGUCCGAACCUGCAGUGGUUCUACGGAGCUUUGGGCAUGGUGAUAAUAGGGGCCAGCUCGUGCACAGUCCCGGCGUGCAAAACUUUCGGACAGCUGAUCGUUCCUCUGUGCGGCAUUUGUUUCGGCAUCGCCCUCGUGGACACGGCCUUGCUGCCCACACUUGCGUUUUUAGUCGACGUGCGCCACGUGUCGGUUUACGGCAGCGUUUAUGCAAUAGCGGAUAUUUCGUACUCUGUGGCGUACGCGAUGGGUCCCAUAGUAGCCGGACAGAUCGUGCACAACCUCGGGUUCGUGCAGCUCAAUUUGGGCAUGGGUCUGGUCAACGUGCUGUACGCGCCGGCGCUGCUGCUGCUGCGCAACGUGUGCCAAAUGAAACCGUCCCACUCGGAGAGAGACAACCUGUUAGACGAAGCUCCGCAGGGGCUGUAUGACACCAUUAAACUGGAGGAGAGGAGAUCCAAAAGGAAGGGCUACAGCUCGGCGGCGAAUUGCAUGCCGGUGGAUGAGAACGGGUUCGAUUCCUUAAAAGCACAGCGAUCAUCAUCCGGUCAGGAGUUCACUUAGACCUGACUGAGAUUUUCCUCAGACAUGAGACAGACAUUAGGGCGUAAAACUUUGAUGUGAGUACAUAUGUGCAAUAUGGAAACCCGAUCAGCAAAUUCUGACCAUCCGAUUUCCAAAGUUUCUUUGUGAUUUCAUUGUGUCAAAGAAAUCUGUGUUUGUCGCGGAUAUA
Molecule: messenger RNA, 1737 nt
Organism: Thalassophryne amazonica
Lineage: Eukaryota; Metazoa; Chordata; Actinopteri; Batrachoidiformes; Batrachoididae
Product: probable vesicular acetylcholine transporter-B
Exons: 1
Coding region: 24-1568 (514 amino acids)
Biological process (GO): transmembrane transport; chemical synaptic transmission; xenobiotic transport
Cellular component (GO): AP-1 adaptor complex; terminal bouton; AP-2 adaptor complex
Molecular function (GO): acetylcholine transmembrane transporter activity; xenobiotic transmembrane transporter activity
Source: RefSeq, a predicted model, not a curated record